AUGGAGUCAGAGCCCAUUUACAACCUGCUGCAGCUCCCAAAGGAGGUGGCUCAGCCCACGGAGGAGGAGCUCCCACGAGGAGGAAAGAAGAAAUACCUGUCUCCCAAUUCCCGGAGGGACCCCAAGUUUGAAGAACUGCAGAAGGUGCUGAUGGAGUGGAUCAACACCACACUCCUCCCAGAGCACAUCGUGGUCCGAAGCCUGGAGGAGGACAUGUUUGAUGGGCUCAUUCUGCAUCACCUGUUCCAGAAGCUGUCAGCCGUCAAGCUGGAAGUGGAGGAGAUCUCCCUGACCUCAGCCAGCCAGAGGCGCAAGCUAGGAAUCAUCCUGGAGGCCACCAACCGGAGUCUGCAGGUUGAAGAGCAACAGGCCAAGUGGAGCGUGGAGACCAUCUUCAACAAAGACCUGUUGGCCACCUUGCAUCUCCUGGUGGCCCUGGCAAGACGCUUCCAGCCGGACCUGUCCCUCCCAGCCAAUGUCCAGGUGGAAGUCAUCCACAUUGAGAGUACCAAGAUGGGCCUGAAGUCAGACAAGUUGGUGGAACAGCUCACAGAAUCCAACUCACACAAGGACCAGCCUUCACAGGACGCCUUUGAUGAAUUAUUUAAGCUGGCUCCAGAGAAAGUGCAUGCCGUCAAAGAGGCCAUCAUGAGCUUUGUCAACCAGAAGCUGGAGUGCCUGGGCUUGUCUGUGCAGAGUCUGGACACCCAGUUUGCAGAUGGCGUCAUCCUACUCCUGCUGAUCGGACAGCUGCAAGGCUUCUUCUUGCAUCUGAAGGAAUUCUAUCUCACUCCAAGCUCUCCCACAGAAAUGUUGCACAAUGUCACUCUAGCCUUGGAGCUGCUCAAGGAUGAAGGCCUGCUGAGCUACCCUGUCAACCCUGAAGAUAUUAUAAACAAGGAUGCCAAGAGCACACUGCGGAUACUCUACAGCCUAUUCCAGAGGCAUGCAUUGAGGGCAGAGGACAGACAUGGUACCCCAAAUUAGUCACCUCUUCCUCCUCAUGCCAUUUCUCAGGACCCUGCCGCCUUUGAAGGACCCAGCAGUCCCUAAUGCCCAUGCCACAGCCUUGUUACUGUGGGCUGGUGACAUGUUCCUUCCCACAUCUGUCCUGCUCACAUGUUCACCUUUGACCCACCAAAUGAGCGCUUGUUUUGAGACCACCUCUGCUUUGCUCAGUUUAUUUUGACAGAAUUGUAUUUCAGUGGGGGCGGGGAAGGGAGGCUCUGCAUGCCAAUGGGCUCCUCAGUGAGCCUUUAACUGAGGUAAAAAGAGUUUGGUUCUCAGGCUAGACCACCCUUCAACAGCCCCUAGUCUGUCUACCAGGGCUAUACUUAGACAGUUAGCGGCUGCCCAUCCCCCACAAAGAUGGCAUCAAGGCUAAUGUCCUUAGGCUGUGGCCUCAGUGAACUCAGUUUCUGGCUGUCUACCUCCCACUUGGGGUGAUGAACCCAGGAUUGUCAUGCAAAGACUGGAGCCCCAUGUAGGAGAAGUGCAUUCAGUUUCUUGUCAGAGGAC
This is a messenger RNA of Acomys russatus (golden spiny mouse), 1518 nucleotides long. RefSeq names its product parvin gamma (gene Parvg). The transcript has 12 exons. Lineage: Eukaryota; Metazoa; Chordata; Mammalia; Rodentia; Muridae. The record is from RefSeq and is a predicted model, not a curated record. Gene Ontology annotation, molecular function: actin binding. Bases 1 to 987 code for a protein of 328 amino acids. Gene Ontology annotation, biological process: cell projection assembly; substrate adhesion-dependent cell spreading; establishment or maintenance of cell polarity. Gene Ontology annotation, cellular component: cytoplasm; actin cytoskeleton; focal adhesion.